This is a messenger RNA of Microcebus murinus (gray mouse lemur), 8711 nucleotides long. The record is from RefSeq and is a predicted model, not a curated record. Lineage: Eukaryota; Metazoa; Chordata; Mammalia; Primates; Cheirogaleidae.
CGCGCCCCCAGCCCGAUCGGCACCGCCACUCGCCUGAGCGCCCGGGCGGCCCGAGCGCGCCCAGAGCUGGGGCGCCGCCGCUGCCACCUCCGCGAGGUGCCUGUGGCGGGGCGGCCCGCGAGCAGAUGACCGGGACUCGCUCCUGAUCCUCGGUGGCCGUUAAGAGGGAGCCCCGGACCCCCACCGCCAUGUCGGGAUCCACGCAGCCCGUUGCUCAGACGUGGAGGACCACCGAGCCCCGCUACCCGCCACACGGCAUUUCCUACCCGGUGCAGAUCGCUCGGCCCCACACGGACGUCGGGCUGCUCGAGUACCAGCACCACCCCCGCGACUACGCUGCCCACCUGUCGCCCGGCUCCAUCAUCCAGCCCCAGAGGCGGCGGCCGUCCCUGCUGUCCGAGUUCCAGCCAGGGAAUGAACGGUCCCAGGAGCUGCACCUGCGAGCCGAGCCCCACGCGUACCUGCCUGAGCUGGGCAAGGCGGAGAUGGAGUUCAUUGAGAGCAAGCGGCCCCGGCUGGAGCUGCUGCCGGACCCCCUGCUGCGGCCGUCCCCGCUGCUGGCCGCGGGCCAGCCCGGCGGGUCCGAGGACCUCACCAAGGACCGCGGCCUGGCGGGCAAGCUGGAGCCCGUGUCGCCCCCCAGCCCCCCGCACGCGGACGCCGAGCUGGAGCUGGUGCCGCCGCGGCUGUCCAAGGAGGAGCUGAUCCAGAACAUGGACCGCGUGGACCGCGAGAUCACCAUGGUGGAGCAGCAGAUCUCCAAGCUCAAGAAGAAGCAGCAACAGCUGGAGGAGGAGGCCGCCAAGCCGCCCGAGCCCGAGAAGCCGGUGUCGCCGCCGCCCAUCGAGUCCAAGCACCGCAGCCUGGUGCAGAUCAUCUACGACGAGAACCGGAAGAAGGCCGAGGCCGCACACCGCAUUCUGGAAGGCCUGGGGCCCCAGGUGGAGCUGCCGCUGUACAACCAGCCCUCCGACACCCGGCAGUACCAUGAGAACAUCAAAAUAAACCAGGCGAUGCGGAAGAAGCUGAUCCUGUACUUCAAGAGGAGGAACCACGCCCGAAAGCAAUGGGAGCAGAAGUUCUGCCAGCGCUAUGACCAGCUCAUGGAGGCCUGGGAGAAGAAGGUGGAGCGCAUCGAGAACAACCCGCGGCGCCGGGCCAAGGAGAGCAAGGUGCGCGAGUACUACGAGAAGCAGUUCCCCGAGAUCCGCAAGCAGCGCGAGCUGCAGGAGCGCAUGCAGAGCAGGGUGGGGCAGCGCGGCAGCGGCCUCUCCAUGCCGGCCGCCCGCAGCGAGCACGAGGUGUCCGAGAUCAUUGACGGCCUCUCCGAGCAGGAGAACCUGGAGAAGCAGAUGAGGCAGCUGGCCGUGAUCCCACCGAUGCUGUACGACGCCGACCAGCAGCGCAUCAAGUUCAUCAACAUGAACGGGCUCAUGGACGACCCCAUGAAGGUGUACAAGGACCGCCAGGUCAUGAACAUGUGGAGCGAGCAGGAGAAGGAGACCUUCCGCGAGAAGUUCAUGCAGCAUCCCAAGAACUUCGGCCUGAUUGCCUCUUUCCUGGAGCGGAAGACGGUGGCCGAGUGUGUGCUCUACUACUACCUGACCAAGAAGAACGAGAACUACAAGAGCCUGGUGAGGCGGAGCUACCGGCGCCGGGGCAAGAGCCAGCAGCAGCAGCAGCAGCAGCAGCAGCAGCAGCAGCAGCAGCAGCAGCAGAUGCCCCGGAGCAGCCAGGAGGAGAAGGAUGAGAAAGAGAAGGAGGGGGAGAAGGAGGAGGAGAAGCCGGAGGUGGAGAACGACAAGGAGGAGCUGAGCAAGGAGAAGACGGACGACACCUCGGGGGAGGACAACGACGAGAAGGAGGCCGUGGCCUCCAAAGGCCGCAAAACCGCCAACAGCCAGGGCCGGCGCAAAGGCCGCAUCACCCGCUCCAUGGCCAACGAGGCCAACAGCGAGGAGGCCGUCACCCCUCAGCAGAGCGCCGAGCUGGCCUCCAUGGAGAUGAACGAGAGCUCCCGCUGGACGGAGGAGGAGAUGGAGACGGCCAAGAAAGGCCUCCUGGAGCACGGCCGGAACUGGUCGGCCAUCGCCCGGAUGGUGGGCUCCAAGACGGUAUCCCAGUGUAAGAACUUCUACUUCAACUACAAGAAGCGGCAGAACCUGGACGAGAUCCUGCAGCAGCACAAGCUGCGCAUGGAGAAGGAGAGGAACGCGCGCAGGAAGAAGAAGAAGGCGCCCGCGGCGGCCAGCGAGGAGGCGGCCUUCCCACCCGCGGCGGAGGACGAGGAGAUGGAGGCGUCCGGCGGCAGCGGCAACGAGGAGGAGAUGGCGGAGGAGGCGGAAGCCUUACACGCCUCUGGGAAUGAGGUGCCCAGAGGGGAAUGCAGUGGCCCAGCCCCCGUCAACAACAGCUCCGACACGGAGAGCGUCCCCUCCCCGCGUGCCGAGGCCGCCAAGGACACAGGGCAGAACGGGCCCAAGCCGCCGCCCGCCCCGGGCACCGCCGAGGGGCCGCCCCCCGAGCCGCCCACCCCUCCGCCCGAGGACGCCCCGGCCCCCGCCGAGCCCGCCCCAGCGCCCGAGGCCGCCGGCCCGCCCACGCCCCCGCCGGGCCCCGUGUCUCCCUCCGCGCCCCUGUCCGUGGUCCCCAAGGAGGAAAAGGAGGACGAGGCCCCGGCGCCCGCGCAGGAGGACGGGGACGAGCAGAAGCCGCCCGCGGCCACAGAGCCGGCGGCGGAGCCGGUGAAGGCGGAGGAGCCAGGGGCGGCGGUGCCCCAGGAGCCCGUGAAGAGCGAGUGCAAGGAGGAGCCCGACGCCGGCCCGGACGCGGGCAGGGGCGCCGACGCCACCGCGGAGGCUGCGCCUGACGGCGCGCUCAAGGUGGAGAAGAAGGAGGGCGCCAGCGGCAGGGCCCCCGCGGCCAAGGGCUCAGGUGCCCCCCAGGACAGCGACUCGAGCGCCACCUGCAGCGCCGACGAGGCGGACGAGCCCGAGGGCGGCGACAAGAACAGGCUGCUGUCCCCGAGGCCCAGCCUCCUCACGCCCGCCGGAGACCCCAGGGCCAACACCUCCCCCCAGAAGCCGCUGGACCUGAAGCAGCUGAAGCAGCGGGCGGCCGCCAUCCCCCCCAUCCAGGUCACCAAAGUCCACGAGCCUCCCUGGGAGGAUGCAGCUCCCCCUAAGCCGGCCCCCCCUGCCCCACCGCCAGCGCAGCACCUGCAGCCGGAAGGUGACGCCCCCCAGCAGCCCAGCAGCAGCCCCCGGGGCAAGAGCAGGAGCCCCGCGCCGCCCGCCGAGAAGGAGGCAGACAAGCCCGCGUUUUUCCCGGCCUUCACCGCCGACGCCCAGAAGCUGCCGGGGGAGCCGCCGUGCUGGGCCUCGGGCCUGCCCUUCCCGCUGCCCCCCCGCGAGGUGAUCAAGGCCUCCCCGCAUGCCCCGGACCCCUCCGCCUUCGCCUAUGCGCCGCCUGGUCACCCGCUGCCCCUGGGCCUCCACGACGGCGCCCGGCCCGUGCUGCCGCGCCCGCCCGCCAUCUCCAACCCGCCACCCCUCAUCUCCUCCGCCAAGCACCCCAGUGUCCUCGAGAGGCACGUGGGUGCCAUCUCCCAGGGCAUGUCGGUCCAGCUGCACGUCCCGUACUCGGAGCACGCCAAGGCCCCUGUGGGCCCCAUCACCAUGGGGCUGCCCCUGGCCAUGGACCCCAAGAAGCUGGCACCCUUCAGCGGAGUGAAGCAGGAGCAGCUGUCCCCCCGGGGCCAGGCCGGGCCGCCGGAGAGCCUGGGGGUGCCCACGGCCCAGGAGACGUCCGUGCUGAGAGGGACGGCUCUGGGCACGGUCCCUGGCGGGAGCAUCACCAAAGGCACGCCCAGCACGCGGGCGCCGCCCGAGAGCCCCAUCACCUACCGCGGCUCCAUCACCCACGGCACUCCGGCCGACGUGCUGUACAAGGGCACCAUCACCCGGAUCGUUGGCGAGGACAGCCCCAGCCGCCUGGAGCGCGGCCGGGAGGACGGCCUGCCCAAGGGCCACGUCAUCUACGAGGGCAAGAAGGGCCACGUCCUGUCCUACGAGGGUGGUGUGUCCGUGGCCCAGUGCGCCAAGGAGGACGGCAGGAGCAGCGCGGGGCCCGCCCACGAGACCGCGGCACCCAAGCGCACCUACGACAUGAUGGAGGGCCGCGUCGGCAGGGCCGUGUCCUCCGCCAGCAUCGAAGGUCUCAUGGGCCGCGCCAUCCCGCCCGAGCGGCACAGCCCGCACCACCUCAAGGAGCAGCACCACAUCCGCGGCUCCAUCACGCAAGGGAUCCCGCGGUCCUACGUGGAGGCCCAGGAGGACUACCUGCGCCGGGAGGCCAAGCUGCUGAAGCGGGAGGGCACGCCCCCGCCCCCGCCCCCGCGGGAGCUGGCCGAGGCCUACAAGGCGCUGGGCCCGCUGAAGCUGAAGCCGGCCCACGAGGGGCUGGUGGCCACGGUGAAGGAGGCGGGCCGCUCCAUCCACGAGAUCCCGCGCGAGGAGCUGCGCCGCACGCCUGAGCUGCCCCUGGCGCCGCGGCCGCUCAAGGAGGGCUCCAUCACCCAGGGCACCCCGCUCAAGUUCGACGCCGGGGCGGCCCCCGCGGGCGCCAAGAAGCACGACGUGCGCUCCAUCAUCGGCAGCCCCGGCCGCGCCUUCCCCGCGGCGCACCCGCUGGAGGUGCUGGCUGACGCCCGGGCGCUGGAGCGCGCCUGCUACGAGGAGACGCUGAAGGGCCGGCCGGGGGCCGCUGGCGCUGCGGGGGGCGCCAUCGCACGCGGGGCCCCAGUCAUCGUGCCCGAGCUGGGCAAGCCGCGCCAGAGCCCCCUGGCCUACGAGGACCAUGCGGCGCCCUUCGCCGGCCACCUGCCCCGCGGCUCGCCCGUGACCACGCGGGAGCCCACACCGCGCCUGCAGGAGGGCAGCCUCGCGUCCAGCAAGGCGUCCCAGGACCGGAAGCUGACAUCCACGCCCCGGGAGGUCGCCAAGUCCCCGCACAGCGCCAUGCCCGAGCACCACCCGCACCCCAUCUCGCCCUACGAGCACCUGCUGCGGGGCGUGAGCGGCGUGGACCUGUACCGCGGCCACAUCCCGCUGGCCUUCGACCCCACCUCCAUUCCCCGCGGGAUCCCGCUGGACGCAGCUGCUGCCUAUUACCUGCCGCGGCACCUGGCGCCCAACCCCACCUACCCGCACCUGUACCCGCCGUACCUCAUCCGCGGCUACCCCGACACGGCGGCGCUGGAGAACCGGCAGACCAUCAUCAACGACUACAUCACCUCGCAGCAGAUGCACCACAACGCCGCCACCGCCAUGGCCCAGCGCGCCGACAUGCUGCGGGGCCUGUCGCCCCGCGAGUCCGCGCUGGCGCUCAACUACGCCGCCGGCCCUCGAGGCAUCAUCGACCUGUCCCAAGUGCCACACCUGCCCGUGCUGGUGCCGCCCACGCCGGGCACGCCGGCCACCGCCAUGGACCGCCUCGCCUACCUCCCCACCGCGCCCCAGCCCUUCAGCAGCCGCCCCAGCAGCUCCCCGCUGUCCCCAGGAGGCCCCUCGCACCUGGCAAAGCCGACGCCCGCGUCCGAGCGUGAGCGCGAGCGGGAGAAGUCCAUCCUCACGCCCACCGCCACGGUGGAGCACGCGCCCAUCUGGAGACCCGGAACCGAGCCCAGCGGCGGGGGAGGGGGCAGUGGCCGCCCCGCCGCCCACGCGCACCAGCACUCGCCCGUGUCCCCCCGGACCCAGGACGCGCUCCAGCAGCGGCCCAGCGUGCUGCACAACGCGGGCCUCAAGGGCGUCGUCACCUCUGUGGAGCCCGGCACGCCCACGGUGCUGAGGUGGGCCAGGUCCACCUCCACCUCCUCGCCCGUCCGCCCGGCCGCCACCUUCCCGCCCGCCACCCACUGCCCGCUGGGCAGCACGCUGGACGGGGUCUACCCCACGCUCAUGGAGCCCGUCUUGCUGCCCAAGGACGCCUCCCGCGUCUCCCGGCCCGAGCGGACCCGCGGGGACGCCGGCCACGCCUUCCUUGCCAAGCCCCCCGCCCGCUCCGGGCUGGAGCCCGCCUCCUCCCCCAGCAAGGGCUGUGAACCCCGGCCCCUCGCGCCCCCCGGCUCCGGCCACUCGGCCAUCGCCCGCGCCCCGGCCAAGAGCCUCGCGCCGCGCCACGCCAGCCCGGACCAGCCAGCGCUGCCCGCCUCGGCUUCCGACCCGCAGCGGGAAAAGACUCAGAGUAAACCCUUUUCCACCCCGGAGCUGGAGCUCCGGUCUCUGGGUAAGACCACCCUGACGGCAGCCGCCUUCAUAGACGCGGUAAUCACGCGUCAAAUCGCUCGCGGUAACGGGGCGCGAGAAGGCGGCUCGCCGGCCAGCGGCUCCCCUCGAGAUGGUUACCAUGGCAGCAGCUACAGCCCCGACGGGGUGGAGCCCGUCAGCCCCGUGAGCUCGCCCAGCCUCAGCCACGACAGGGGGCUGCCCAAGCACCUGGAGGAGCUGGACAAGGGCCACCCCGAAGCGGAGCUGCGGCCCAAGCAGCCAGGCGCCGUGAAGCUGGGCAGCGAGGCCACGCACCUCCCCACCCUGCGGCCACUGCCCGAGAGCCAGCCCGCGUCCAGCCCGCUGCUGCAGACCGCCCCGGGGGUCAAAGGUCACCAGCGGGUGGUCACCCUGGCACAGCACAUCAGUGAGGUCAUCACACAAGACUACACGCGGCACCACCCGCAGCAGCUGCCCCCGCACGGCCCCGCGCCCCUCUACUCCUUCCCCGGGGCCAGCUGCCCCGUCCUGGACCUGCGCCGCCCGCCCAGCGAGCUCUACCUCCCGCCCCCGGCCCGCGGCUCCCCCCACAGCGAAGCGGGCAAGAGGUCUCCAGAGCCCAGCAAGACGUCGGUCCUGGCUGGGGGCGAGGAUGGCAUCGAACCUGUGUCCCCGCCAGAGGGCUUGGCAGAGCCGGGCCACCCCCGGAGUGCCGUGUACCCGCUGCUGUACCGGGACGGGGAGCCGGCAGAGCCCAGGAUGGGCUCCAAGUCUCCAGGCAACACCGGCCAGCCGCCAGCCUUCUUCAGCAAGCUGACGGAGAGUAACUCCGCCAUGGUCAAGUCCAAGAAGCAGGAGAUCAACAAGAAACUGAACACCCACAACCGGAACGAGCCGGAAUACAAUGUCGGCCAGCCCGGAACGGAGAUCUUCAACAUGCCGGCCAUCACCGGAGCAGGCCUCAUGACCUGUAGGAGCCAGGCGGUGCAGGAGCAUGCCAGCACCAACAUGGGGCUGGAGGCCAUUAUUAGAAAGGCACUCAUGGGUAAAUAUGACCACUGGGAAGAGCCCCCGCCGCUCAGCGCCCAUGCUUUUAACCCUCUGACUGCCAGUGCCAGCCUGCCCGCUGCUAUGCCCAUAACCGCUGCUGACGGACGGAGCGACCACGCGCUCACCUCGCCAGGCAGCGGCGGGAAGACCAAGGUCUCCGGCAGACCCAGCAGCCGGAAAGCCAAGUCCCCGGCCCCGGGCCUGGCGUCGGGGGACCGGCCGCCCUCCGUGUCCUCGGUGCACUCGGAGGGGGACUGCAACCGCCGCACACCGCUCGCCAACCGCGUGUGGGAGGACCGGCCCUCAUCCGCAGGUUCCACGCCGUUCCCCUACAACCCCCUGAUCAUGCGGCUCCAGGCGGGCGUCAUGGCCUCCCCGCCCCCGCCGGGCCUCGCAGCAGGCAGCGGCCCCCUGGCCGGCCCCCACCACGCCUGGGACGAGGAGCCCAAGCCACUGCUCUGCUCACAGUACGAGACGCUGUCCGACAGCGAGUGACUCAGAACGGGCUGGGGUGGCGCCAGGCGCCGGCGAGUGGCAGGAGCAGCCCGGGGAGGAGUGGGGCGGCCGCCAACUCCAGGAAGGAGCCCCCCAGGAAGGAGCCCCCAAGUCCGCCCGCGCGUCUGCCCGCCCGCCCGUCCGUCCGUCCAGAGCCGGCAUCCUUGCCUGUUUAAAGCCUUAACUAAGACUCCCGCCCCGGCUGGCCCUGUGCAGUGACCUUACUCAGGGGAUGUUUACCUGGUGCUGGGGGGGGGCGGGAUGGGGCGCGUGGCAGCCACACGCAGGUGGCCGGGGCGCCAGGGACCCGGAGCAGGACGACGCGCGCCUCCACGCCACCGCCUCCCCAUAAUGCAUCUGGAACCAAAGUCUGAACUGAGCUCGCAGCCCCCGCACCCCCCCCGCCUCCCGUCCCGCUUAGCGCUCUGGACAGACGGACGCGGGCGAGCUUGCUCCGGCCUCCGAGAACGCCGGGGCCGCGUCGGGCCAGCCGGGUGGACCGCGGGGCCGGCGCGGCCUGGGGCGAGCGGUGCCUGGAGGAACCGGACUGGUUUGGGGCGGCGGCGGGAAGGCAGGCGGUGUACAUGAUGUAUUGGUUUACAGGGUAUAUUUUUGAUACCUUCGAUGAAUUAGCUCAGAGGUUUUACGCGAGGAAGGACUGGACCCAGUGUCGCUGCUGCUGUGUCUGGCUCGGCCCGCCGCCGCGAGGCGUGCGCGGGCAGUGGGCGACCCCGGUGUUUGCAGGACCAAGGGGUGGGGGCCCCUCCGCGCCCUCCUCCCUCCCUCCCUCCCUCGGGCAGAGUGGACUCGACGCAUUUUCUGUGGCCGCCGUCCGUGCGGGGCUGUGGUGUUCUGUCAUUUACACACGUCGUUCUGAUUAAAGCGAAUUGUACUCGA